Molecule: messenger RNA, 462 nt
Organism: Penicillium odoratum
Lineage: Eukaryota; Fungi; Ascomycota; Eurotiomycetes; Eurotiales; Aspergillaceae
Exons: 3
Coding region: 1-462 (153 amino acids)
Cellular component (GO): mitochondrion
Molecular function (GO): oxidoreductase activity
Source: RefSeq, a predicted model, not a curated record
AUGUUCCGCUUCAGCAAAACCCUCGACCCAAUUACCCUCUUCCACUCUCCUAGCGUCAGGAGCAGCACCCGCGUCCUCAACAUCCUAAAGCAAGCAUCCACAGCCGCCUCCGAAACCGCCACAGAAGAUCAAGCAAGCGACUACAGCUCCCACGCCAAGCAACAGCGCGAGGAAUUCGAGCUCGAGGUAACAACCAACGACCCCACGACUGAUCAGCUCCGCAGUAUUCUUGAUUACAUCAGCCCUACCUCUGGCGUUGGCGGACAGGGAAAUAAGGCUACUUAUUCGGUUUCGGACUUGGUGAAGGGGGCGAAGAAUGCAGACGAUGCUCUCAAGAAGUUCAAAGAUGAUAAGUCUUCUUUUGUUAGGCCUGUGACUGUUGAUUGGACCAAUGGUCGGGCUGUUAUUGGCGACCAGGAGUCGGAGAUCUUGAAGAUGGUUCGUCAGAUUCCUAGUAACUAG